GAUGUAUUGUGGGAUUUGGAGUUUUUUCAAAUGUUAGCGGCGCUCGUGGGUGAAGGGUAGAAUGUUACAGAACUGAGAUUACUAUUGCCUGCAAAAAAGUAAUUAUCAUGAGUAGUAAAAGAAGAAACGUGGAGUCAGUGAAUCAUAGCUUACGAAAAAAAGAUAAACGCCUUGAUAGUGUAGGGGUUGUCGAUGUAAUCCACGAAGAAGCAGUGAAGGCCGGAGUGAAGGAGGCGUGGAGAAGCAAGACAAAGUUUUCAUGUGCUGAGGCAAUAGAAGUUGACUCACAUCCCUUCCCACAUUGUAUAAUACGAAAUUUUAUUGAAAGUUCAUCUUUCCUGGAAAGCCUAAAGAAAGAACUUCUGGACCUUAGUUUUCAUGAGAAAUCCAAUGAUCUGUACAAGUUUAAACAGUCAGACGAUUUGAAGAAGAGUCAGAAGCCCCACAUAUCAGCAGUAAGGAAAGUGCUUUUUGAAGAAUUUCGUCUGUGGCUUUCAGAGGUGCUGGAAGUGGAACUCAGAAGUACAGUGGACUUAUCGUGUGCAAAGUAUGAGAACUCAGAUGUGCUUCUUUGUCAUGAUGAUGAAUUAGAAGGAAGGAGGAUAGCUUUUAUUCUGUAUCUGGUGCCACCUUGGGAGCAGAGUGAUGGAGGCAUACUGGACUUGUUUGACACAGAUGAUCAUCUUCAACCUCGGAAAAUUUUAAAGUCUCUGGUCCCCUCCUGGAAUACUCUGGUAUUCUUCGAGGUUUCUCCUGUAUCUUUUCACCAGGUGUCUGAAGUAACUUCAGAAGGCAAAUGCCGUCUGUCUGUGGGGGGAUGGUUUCAUGGUAGCUCAGUUGAAAGACCUCCCCGCUACAUAGAACCAGUGCUGCCUCAGAAUCCACAUCUUCCACGAGAUGAAUCCUUAUUGAAUACAUGGAUAAAUGCCCAGUAUCUGGACAUGUCCUUCCAGGCACAAGUGCAGGAGGAGUUUGAAGAAACAUCUGAAAUCCUUCUAAAAGACUUCCUCCAGCCAGAAAAAUAUAUGAUGGUGUCAGAAGCGCUGAAGGAAUCCAACAUCAGAUGGAAUCAGAAAGGACCUCCAAAUAAAAGGUGCUACUCUCAGGCUGAUGAAGCCUCACUCCCAGAAUGUGUGAGACAGUGUUGGGAGCUACUUGCUUCAGAGGCCUUCUUCCUGCUGCUGUCCAACUUCACUGGCCUCAAGCUGCACUUUCUUGCUCCCUCUGGUGAUGAUGAUGAUGAUGAUGAUGAUGAAGAGGAAGAAGAAAAAGGAGGGAAAGGUGAAAAAACUGGAGAGGUAGAAGUUUGUGAGACCAUAAAUGCUGGCCCCUCCCUGAAAGAACCAAGCACUCCUGGGUGCAGGGGAGAGCUACAACGUUGGCAGCACGGCAAUUACACACUCAUCCAUGACACUGACCCUGGAAAUGCUGAGUUUGCCUUGGACUUACUCCUUUACUUCAACUGUGAAGAAUGGAAGACAACAUUUGGAGGAUUUACAUCUUACAUUGCACGUGAUGAGGAUGAGGAACUCCUUACUGUCUACCCGGAAAGCAAUUCACUUGCAUUAAUCUACAGAGAUAAGGAGACGCUGAAGUUUGUUAAACACAUCAAUAAUCACAGUGUAGAUCAUCAGAAAACAACUGAAGAAGUGAGAGAUUUUUAUGAUUUCUCAUUUGUGUACUAUGAAUAAAGAAUUACCUAAAGCUUG
Messenger RNA from Erpetoichthys calabaricus (reedfish), 1709 nucleotides. RefSeq names its product 2-oxoglutarate and iron-dependent oxygenase domain containing 1 (gene ogfod1). Gene Ontology annotation, cellular component: cytoplasm. Bases 108 to 1691 code for a protein of 527 amino acids. Gene Ontology annotation, molecular function: iron ion binding; L-ascorbic acid binding; peptidyl-proline dioxygenase activity. Gene Ontology annotation, biological process: peptidyl-proline hydroxylation; regulation of translational termination. The transcript has 13 exons. The record is from RefSeq and is a predicted model, not a curated record. NCBI's taxonomy places the organism in Eukaryota, Metazoa, Chordata, Cladistia, Polypteriformes, Polypteridae.